This is a messenger RNA of Seminavis robusta, 1324 nucleotides long. NCBI's taxonomy places the organism in Eukaryota, Bacillariophyta, Bacillariophyceae, Naviculales, Naviculaceae. The record is from the annotation of a GenBank genome assembly.
AGGACAGUUCCGUAUCAUCGCCUAACCAUUCCCCAUGACCCUCCAGUAACCCCAAAGGCCAACGGAUCCCUCAACUCUCCACAAAAUAAUCAUACCCAAGUCAAGGAAACUUUUGACAAAGUUAAUAUACUCGCUAGCAAGUUCCACCAUGAGACUCGGCGGUCUACAACAGGAAGAAAUCCAACCCGAGCCUAGCAGCAACGCGGGUAGCAAUGAUGAAGAAGAAGAUCUCGUCUUGGAGCAAGCAGAAGAACAUGCCUAUCCUUUAGUGGAUGGCGAGACCAUGAACGCCCCUCUCCCGUUUGCGGAACCCAGCAAGCCCGAAUACCGAGAUCCUCUCACGGGUCGAGUUGCUUUUGUGGCUUCUUCCCGACAUGGUAUGCUUCACAAUGAUGAUCGGGUCACCUUUUAUGCACAAGGAAUUACAGGACUCUUUCACCAACGAGCCUACUUUGUCGCCCAACGACACUGGAGAGGUGGAUAUGCCAUCUUUAAUGUCUACAAUGACAACUCUCCUGCCACCUUGCAAAAGCACUUUUCUACCGCGGAUCCACGCUAUGUUGGAAAACUGAAACGAGUGGGAACUCAUCAUGGCCAUGUACGAUAUAUUCUUCUUCGGAAGCAGACUGGUACAACCGUGCCAGUCUCCACAACAAUCUACAAGACAGCAUCUCUCUCCUAUCCCGUGGUCAAUGGAUGUCCGGAUCGCAUUGCCUACUCGGUUCUUCACAAGAACGACAACCAACCUCGAUCCCUCGCGACAAAGGCACGGGAUCACGAAGAUUUUCACAAACACGUGGAGGAUCACCCCGAAGACACACUCUUUCAGAGCAAACGACGCUUCACCGACCCACAAGGGCGCAAACUCUACCUGGAUGUCCAAUCCUUUCGACAAAAGUUUGGUGGGCGCUCCCUCUUGUCGUCCAAAAAGAAUAUGCAGCUCAUGAAUGUAUCGUCGGGCAAGACGAUCCUUCAAAUGGGACGCCAACACCACUGGCAAGAGGGGGAUUUCUCGGUGGACUUUUUGCCUCCCUACACUCCCUUUGUGGCGUUUGGCUUUUGCUUGGCACAACUGGCUGUUCACUAGAUAGCUAGCCAGCAAGAUGAGCUUGUUAGAAAGAAGAAACAAGAGUAACCGCAUUCUGUACAAGCCUGCAAUGGGCUCGUGCUGUCCAAGAAUGCUACCGAGGUGCGCAAGAUAGUUUGUUUAGCUAAUGAAAUACUAGAAGUAAGAAUAGAAUUCCCAACAGCGGAGACAAGCACUCGCUAGCUACGGGUACCAGUACGCAAACAGUGAUGUAGUAGUCUUUGUGAAGGUACGGGA